This is a messenger RNA of Pectinophora gossypiella (pink bollworm), 1815 nucleotides long. RefSeq names its product KH domain-containing, RNA-binding, signal transduction-associated protein 2-like. NCBI's taxonomy places the organism in Eukaryota, Metazoa, Arthropoda, Insecta, Lepidoptera, Gelechiidae. Gene Ontology annotation, molecular function: mRNA binding. The record is from RefSeq and is a predicted model, not a curated record. Gene Ontology annotation, cellular component: nucleus. Gene Ontology annotation, biological process: regulation of alternative mRNA splicing, via spliceosome. The coding region runs from base 106 to 1149 and encodes 347 amino acids. The transcript has 7 exons.
ACAGACAUCUGACGUUUAUGACGCUGCGAGGUGCUUGUUACCGAGUUAAGAAUAAAGGUGUUUUAGGUUUUUAUUGUAAUUUAUAUAGUUGUGGGAUUAGUGAAAAUGGCUGACAAUUAUGAAAGUAAUGGCUACAACAGCAGUGACUUCAAACGGAACUCUAACCAGAACUUCCAGGGUAAUGAUUCGGGAAUGGGCCAAGGCGGCGAAGAAUCGAAAUUGAACGAUAAAGCCGACGAAUACAUGAGAGAUCUUUUGGCCGAGAAAAUUAAACUCAACAAUGCUAAAUUCCCGAUCUCUUGCAAACUCAUUGAUCAAGAGGUUUCCAAAGUACAAACCACGGGAAAAAUUCCCGCAAAGGACUCGAAAUACAUGGAUGUGUUCCGUGAGAAACCAGCUAGGGUGGCUGUCAAAGUGCUUGUACCAGUAAAGGAAUUUCCCAAGUUUAACUUUAUUGGACAACUGCUGGGGCCUAAGGGCAACACCAUGAAACGUCUGCAAGAAGAGACCAUGUGUAAGAUGGCUGUGCUUGGACGGGGAUCCAUGAGGGACAGACAAAAGGAAGAAGAGCUAAGGAACUCCCUUGACCCUAAAUACGCUCAUCUGUCUGACGAGCUCCACGUGGAGAUAUCAGCCAUGGCCCCGCCAGCAGAGGCUCAUGCCAGGAUUGCACACGCGCUUGCUGAAGUCAAGAAGUAUCUGAUACCCGAUACAGACGGCAUGCUCCGACAAACACAAAUGCGGGAUCUUAUGGAGAGACCGCCACGUCUAGGCCCGCCCGGCAGGCCGCAGCGCAUGCCACCGCCGCCAAUGCCUAUGGGGCGCCAGAUGCCACCGAAGCCCAAGGUGGCCAGCAUACUGGACCGAGCUCGCACCGCCAUGGAGCCAUCUUAUUCUUACGAUGAUCCCUACGCUGCUGAGCCGAGUAGCGGCUACUCAUCCCGUGCGCCCCCGCGCGCUGCGGCAGAAUCGGACUACUUCUACGAGCGCAACGACCGUUACUACGAUGAAGAGCCGUACUACAAGGAGGCCCCACCUGCUAGGGAGUUCAAGCCUUCCGCCCGUGACGUCGGCACUCGUCGCUCGGGGCCUGUGCAACGUUCCCAGCAACACUUCGCCAGGCCGGGGCCCUACGGCCGUCCCAAGUAGCGUCCGCUAUUAAGACUUCAAGCAAAAGAAACUGACCUUAAGGUGAGUAAUAACAAUAAACAUUGUUCUGGAUCUAAUUUUAAACGAAAAUUAAAAAAAAUAUGGACGGAAUCGGAAAAAGAAUCACCCACCAGCAAUAAAAAUGAAGACAACAUAAAAAACUACAGCAAAAGUCGUGAAGAAACUAAUCGAUAAAAUUAACAUUCAAUGAAAGAAAACUAUAAGUAGAGCAAUGUUAAAUUAAUGUGCAAGUAUUCAAAAGAAAAACAGCACCACAAUUCAAAUGUGUAAAUGCGUUAAAUUCACUUUGUCGAGUAGUAAAACAAUAUUGCUUUUAAAUAAUAGUACAUGAUUAGAUUUAGAGAACAAAACAAUUUAUUUGUUAAUUUAAAAACCUUAUCGUAAGUGAUUUGUUUAAGUAAGCUUAGAAACGUCUUCAACAUCUUUUCAAUUUGCUUGUAAAAUUUUAAUAAAUUCCAUUGACUUUGAAGAAGCUUAGGACAUAAAAUAAUGACGAAACAAAAAUAUGUAUACCUUCAAAUGAACUAAAUAUACAAGUCUAAUAACUCAUUUUUGAUGUUAGUUAGGUGUUGAAACACGUUGAAUAUUUUAAUUAUGUAACUAUUACAUUUCUGUAUGCCUACAAAUAAAAUGACUCAAAAAUAA